Messenger RNA from Cryptosporidium muris RN66, 786 nucleotides. RefSeq lists its product as uncharacterized. Gene Ontology annotation, biological process: exonucleolytic trimming to generate mature 3'-end of 5.8S rRNA from tricistronic rRNA transcript (SSU-rRNA, 5.8S rRNA, LSU-rRNA); nuclear polyadenylation-dependent rRNA catabolic process; TRAMP-dependent tRNA surveillance pathway. Lineage: Eukaryota; Apicomplexa; Conoidasida; Eucoccidiorida; Cryptosporidiidae. The transcript is spliced from 5 exons. Gene Ontology annotation, molecular function: RNA binding. Gene Ontology annotation, cellular component: cytoplasmic exosome (RNase complex); nuclear exosome (RNase complex). The record is from RefSeq and is a predicted model, not a curated record. The coding region runs from base 1 to 786 and encodes 261 amino acids.
AUGGAUAGUGAUAAUUUCAUUAGAGUUGAUAAUAAAGUUUAUUUACCCGGUGAUGAUAUUGAAUUAGAUGGAAAAAAACAUAUUUGUAAAAAUAGUGGAAUUAAAUGUAGAACAUAUUAUUGGCCUUAUAAUGAAAUAAUUAUUGGAUUAAAUGGUAUUUAUAUUCCAAAUAAAGGUGAUAUAAUUGUAGGGACAGUAUUAAAUAAAAUUGGAGAUCUUUAUAAGGUAUCAAUUAAUGCUCCAUAUAAUGCUAUAUUACAUAAUAUGGCAUUUGAAGGUGCUACAAAACGUAAUAAACCAAAUAUAGAUAUAGGUAAUCAUAUUUGUGCUAGAAUAUCAUACUCUGAUAUAUCUAGUGGUGAAAUUGAAUUAACUUGUAUAACUCCUGAAGAAAAACGUAUAUGGACAAGUAAUGAAAAUUAUUUGGGAUUGUUAAAAAAUAAAAAUAUAAUAAAUAUCUCAAAUAAUACUAAAAAAAUUUUAGAUAAUAAAAAUAUACAAUAUAAAUGUAUUAAAGAUGGAAUAAUUAUGAAUAUACCUAUAUCUUUAACAAAUAUAUUAUUAGCUGAUCAUUGCUAUAUACUUAAUACAAUUUCAAAAUAUUUCCCAUUUGAAAUAUGUGUUGGACAAAAUUCUAUAAUAUGGUUUACUGCUUCAACCGUACAACAAUUAUUAUUAAUAAUGAGUUCUUUAAAAAUAGCUAAUAAAUGUUCUAAAUCAGAGUUUGAAGUUAUAGUUGAAAAUUUUUGGAAUAAGAUAAGAAUUGAAAAUAAUAAUCAUUUAUAA